Messenger RNA from Oppiella nova, 912 nucleotides. NCBI's taxonomy places the organism in Eukaryota, Metazoa, Arthropoda, Arachnida, Sarcoptiformes, Oppiidae. The record is from the annotation of a GenBank genome assembly.
AUGGGCUAUGCAUUGCAACACAAUAACCUAUAUAUGGAACCAUUUAUCGGUGUUGCAUACGACUACUUAGAAAAUGAUUCCAUUCAACAAAAUGUUCCCAAUAAUCAGAACACAGGCAUCAUCAAUUUUGGUUUCAAUGUCGAUAUCGCCAACACCCACGGGUUUUCGGUCAAUUAUGAAGGACAGUUCGCGAAAAAAUAUAAUGCACCUGAGAACACAGCCUAUGCAAUUGAUCUCGCUUUAAGGAAUCACGCAGAUGUGAUCUGGAUCAGCGUACAGUUAAGUAAUGAUGGUGUUCCUGUACUCUAUCGCCCUAAUAAUCUGAAUGCUUUAAGUAAUGGCCAAGGACAACAAACAAUUUACCCAUGGAGAGGUAAAGGAAUCCGUAUCCCAACACUUCAACAGGUGCUUACUCAAUUUCCUCGAACCACUUUUUAUAUUGAUAUUAAAUCGCCUGAUGCAGAUCCGGUGCAAAUUGCUACGGCUAUUAAACGUGUACUCGUUUCCACCAACUCACUUAACCGAGUAAGGCUCUACUCUACUGAACGCCGUUAUACAGAUGCCGUCAAACAGGUCGGUCAAAUUCCGUAUUUUGUUGCAAGAGAUGAUACUCGGGAUAUUUUAGCUCGUGUCGCGCUGAACCAUAAUUGUCAGGCUGCUCAAGAACCAAUUGGGUGGCAUGGUUUGGAGUUAAGACGGCAGGUUGAGGUUGUAGAAACCUAUACCUUAGGUGAAGGCCGUUCAAAAGCAGAGUUUGUUUGGGAUAAGGAAAUUAUGAACUGCUUUAGGACACAAGCAGCAAAUCGUAUUGUCCUGUUCGGUAUCAAUUCUGAAGCAGACUAUCGAAUAGCAAAACAGUUAGGUGCUGAAGCCGUAAUGGUCGAUUCCCCUGCUCAAUUUUCCAAUCGAUGA